AUGGAUUCUGAGGGAGUGUUGAUGUCGUUUCUCCAUGAGCAUCCUAUGAUGCCUUGGAAUGAUCUGAGCAGAGGUGAAUGCUGUGGAUUCUUUGAAACUAUCAGUGAUGGUUACUACUGCAAACGCUGCGAUUUUUUUGUCCACAAAGAAUGUGCCGAGUCCUCCGAAACAGUCAAGGAUCCAUCUCACUCCAUCCACACUCUUUUCCUUAAAAGUCAUUACGAUAAACACUGCAGCUUAUGUGGGAUAUACAUCGAGAAUCUAUUCUAUCGUUGUGAUGGCAACUGUGACUUCAGCGCUCAUUUACGUUGUCUAAGGAAUCCACCACCAGAGGUUAUUGACGUUUCUGAGAAGCAUCACCAUAAGCUCACACUUCUCAAGGAGCGGAUCCACUUCGACUGUGAUGCAAAAUGUGGGAAGAUGAUAGGUGCACAGUUUCCAUACAAAUGUCAUGAAUGUGAAUUAUUCUUCCAUGUGGAUUGUGUAUGGCGCCAAUCAGAGUUAAUUCACCCUUCAGAGGUAAACCACUCUUCCCACUCGUGGCACCCUCUUAAGCUCCACACAAGUCCAUUACCGGGCUAUUCUGAUGGAAAUUGUCGUCUUUGUGCGAGAAAAAUUGAUAAUAGAUUGUUUUAUCAUUGUUCUUUUUGUAACUUCACCUUGGAUAUGCGUUGUGUUUUGAACCCACCACAACAAUAUCUUCUGAAUCUGAAAGCACAUGAUCACCAACUCACCCUUCUCCCACGACUCGAUUCUUUUACAUGUAAUGCUUGCGGUUUGAAGGGAGAUCGAAGCCCUUACGUGUGUUUUCAAUGUGGUUUUAUGAUUCAUCAAGACUGUCUUGACCUUCCACGCGUCAUAAACAUUAAUCGGCAUGAUCACCGUGUUUCUAGAAUUUCUGUUCUUGGUGUUUAUACAACUAUGAAUUCUAUGGGAGUGUCACUACCGUUGAUCCACGAGCAUCUUAUGAUGCCUUGGAAUGAUCCUAGGAGAGGUGAUUGCUGUGGCCAAUUUGAAGCUACCAUCAGUGAUGGCUACUAUUGUAAAAGCUGCAAUUUUUUCGUUCACAAGAAAUGUGUCAAUGAGUCCUCCGAAUAUAUCGAGCAUCCAUCUCACCCCAAUCACACUCUUCAGCUUCGACGUCCUGACCCAGACGGCCGUGUAUGUUGUGAUUUAUGUAGCAAGUAUAUCAAGACUCUAUACUAUGGUUGUGAGAUCUGUAGCUUCGACGUGGAUCUAUACUGUGCCAAAUACCCACCACCAGAUGUUGUUGACAAUUCUGAGACUCAUCACCACAGGCUCACCCUUCUCAAGGAGCUGAUCCACUUCGGUUGUGAUCAAUGUGGGAGGAUUGGUUAUGGGUUUCCUUACAACUGCACUGAAUGUGAUUUAUCAUUCCAUGACCAUUGUGUAUUGCUUCCGUUAGAGGUAAACCACUCUUACCACCUCUGGCACCCACUUAAGCUCCACAGAGGUAAAUUACCAGAAGAUUCUGAUGGAAAAUGUCGGCUUUGUGCAAGAAAUAUUAACUUUUAUGAUAAUUCUUCUUAUCAUUGUUCUUCCUGUAACUUCACCUUGGAUAUGUAUUGUGUUUUAAACCCACCGCUACCACAUCUUCUGAAUUUGAAAGCUCAUGAUCACCAACUCACCCUUCUCCCAAGACUCCGUUCUUUUACAUGUAACGCUUGCGGGUUGACUGGCGAUCGAAGCCCUUACAUAUGUGUUCAGUGUGACUUUAUGAUCCAUCAGGACUGUCUUCACCUUCCACGCGUCAUAAACAUUAAUCGGCAUGAUCACCGUGUCUCUCGAACCUCUGUUCUUGGUGUCAUGAAUUCUGUAUGUGGAGUUUGUAGGAAGAAGGUGGAUUGGACUUGUGGAGGAUUUUUUUGUCAGCGGUGUCCUGGCUAUGUGGUUCAUUCAAAAUGUGCUACUAGGUAUGAUGUGUGGAAUGGGAAAGAGCUCCAAGGAGUACCUGAAGAAACAGAGGAUAUAGAGCCAUAUGUGGUGAUAGAUGACAACACAAUAAUACAACAUUUUAGCCACAAAGAGCAUUACCUUAGACUCCACGUUAAUAGUGUUCUUUGUGACGACAACAAGCGGUGCAACGCAUGCACACAUCCCAUUUGUCUCCAGUCCUUCUACGGCUGUAUGGAUUGCGACUUCAUUCUCCACCAAAACUGUGGCGGAUUUCUUAGAAAGAAAUGGCAUGUGCUACACAAUGAACGUCUUACUUUACUUACAAACGAGGCUGAUUACGAGGCUGAUUACUUUAAGUGUGAUGCUUGCAAGAGAUGGUCCAAUGGUUUCAGAUACCAUCACGGGCAUAACACAUUCGAUGUUCAGUGCAUUUCAAUUACUGAGCCAUUUUUUCAUCCAAGUCAUACUGAUCAUCCUUUAUAUAACAUUUCGAAAGAUAGAGAGAUGAGUUGCAAUGGCUGCAAUGAGAAGGGUUAUGAUGUGUUAAGAUGCAUUGAAGAUGAUUGUAAAUUUGUCUUAUGCUUCAAAUGCGCCACUUUACCACAAGUGGUAAAGCAUAGAGUUGAUGAUCAUCCUCUGUCACUAUGCUAUGGCGAAAAGGCAAGUGGUAAAUUCUGGUGUGACAUUUGCGAAAAAGAAACCGACCCAAUGACAUGGUUCUACACGUGUAAAGGUCACCAUGCUAGUUUGCAUACGAAGUGUGUGCUCGGAGACUUUUCAAAUCUCAUGCCAAGAAGCACAAUUGAGAAUUGGUUCCAAUUGUUUGAGGUGGUGCUCAAUGAUACCAUAUCUCGUCCAUUUUGUAGUUACUGUAAGUUGCGUUGUAUUUUUCCUAUCAUUUUGAAGAGAGCUGGAACCUCAUAUGAAUACUUUUGCUCUACUUUUUGCUAUAGUACCGUCUGAAGCAAGAUGUCUAGCGAGUGGGGGUUUUCUUUUAGAUUUGUACCAUUUCUUUUUACAACAGUUCAUUUCCAUUAUAAGUUGAUUUCCUUUAAUGUGUCAUUUAUCUAAGAAUCUUGCAGUUUUAGUUCUAUAUGACCUAACCUGUUCUG
Camelina sativa (false flax) is the source of this 3029-nucleotide messenger RNA. Its product is annotated as DC1 domain-containing protein. NCBI's taxonomy places the organism in Eukaryota, Viridiplantae, Streptophyta, Magnoliopsida, Brassicales, Brassicaceae. The record is from RefSeq and is a predicted model, not a curated record.